AUAAAAUAUAAGGGUUUGCUCAAGUUUUAAGAGCGCCUUUUCUAUUUUUAGAUAUUUGCUUAUAUAUUGCAAUGGAAAACGCUUCAAAUUAAAGAAAAUCUAUUGUUUUUGGACGUGGCUCCCGGCAGGCACAUUCUGGGGUUGCGACAUCUAAGUAACCUAGCCUGUGUUACAGCGUAUAUCGGGAAUGAUCUCAAGAUGAACCAAAUAAACUGGCUGCUGUAAAGCUUUAAGUUUCAAGAAGUGGUGUUUUUGUAUUUUUAGGCAAGGACAUCUAUUCUCACCAUGAAGUUGUACUGCCUAAGCAGUGAUGCAGCGAAGCCAUGCUUUGUCCUAUCAUUCAAGGAGCUACUCAUUAUGCUGGACUGCGGACUGUCGGCACACUCCGUGCUGAACUUCUUGCCGUUGCCUCCAGUACCAUCAGCGAGGCUUGCGAGUCUGCCUUCAUACACUCCACCGCAUAUUACUGAUCCACUUCUAGAAGGGGAGCUCAAAGAAUGCUGCGGCCGAGUGUUCGUAGAUUCAGCUCCGGAGUGGGCCCCACCUCUGGACAAAGUGGUAGACUUCGCACAACUGGACGUGCUGCUGGUGUCCAACUACACAUGCAUGCUGGCGCUGCCGUUCAUUGUGGACACACCCGGGUUUAAAGGGCAGGUGCUUGCUACCGAGCCGACUUUGCAGAUUGGGAGAUUCUACCUCGAAGAGCUCUCCGAAUGGCUGUCUAACUGCAGCACCGGCGCCGCGGCCAAGCGCUGGAAGGAACUCCUUCACGUGUUACCACCGCCACUGGCCCACGCCUCAAGACCUCGGGCGUGGCGUCGCCUGUAUUCCGCAGAGGCGUUACAACGGGCGUUGGCGAGAGUACGAGUUGUUGGGUAUGAUGAACGAGUGGAUAUUUAUGGCGCUCUGGAUGCCACACCAGUGUCAUCUGGCUUCUGUCUCGGCUCCGCUAACUGGGUACUACGCUCAGCGCACGAAAAAGUAGCUUACGUCAGUGGGUCAUCUACUCUGACAACGCACCCUCGACCGAUCAAUCAGGCCGCAUUACGUGGGGCAGAUCUGCUUCUGUUGGCCGCACUCACACAGACACCGGCGCAUAACCCGGACAACAUGCUUGGCGACUUAUGCGUCCACUGCGCUACAACCCUCCGCGGCGGUGGCGGCGUUCUAUUACCCGUCUACCCUUCAGGCGUACUCUAUGACCUGCUGGAAUGUCUGGGAGCUCAUCUAGAGGCGGCAGGCUUAGCACAUGUACCUCUAUAUGUGCUCAGCGAGGUCGCGGACGCGUCGCUGGCUUACUCCAAUAUACUGGCCGAGUGGGUCAGCCAGGCAAAGCAGGCUAAGGUAUACCUGCCCGAGGAACCUUUCCCUCACGCGGCCCUGGCACGCGCAGGCCGCCUCCGACACGCCCGGAGGCUCCACGACGACGCAUUCAGCCGGGACUUCCGGCAGCCGUGCGUCGUGUUCGCCGGACACCCGAGUCUGAGAUUCGGCGCUGCUGUACACCUUGUUGAACUGUGGGCGCAGAACCCUAUGCACGCUGUUAUAUUUACUGAGCCUGACUUCCCGUACUUAGAAGCGCUGGCACCGUUCCAACCGCUCGCCAUGAAGGCGUUCCACUGCCCCAUAGACACGUCCCUCAACUACAGCCAGGCCAACAAACUAGUCCGAGAGCUGCGGCCUCGAGAGCUGGCGUUACCGGAGCAGUACGCCGCCCCUACUGCGGGACCCGCUAGACCGCACAUUAGCGCCGACGUGCCGACCGUGGUGCUGCGCCGCGGCGGCGCGCGAGCCGUCGGCCUCCGCCGCCGCGCCGCCCGAGGCAUUCUCGCCGGGGCAUUGGCCCAAGCCUUACAACCUAGGCAGCUACGUCCGGGGCUAAGGGCGGCGCCUUUACAAGCGCUGUUAGCGUUGAGGGAUUCGAGAUUGGAGUUGCAGCCUGUGGAACCGAUUCCGAGGCUGCCUGGGGACGCAGCGCCGGAACCGGCUAGGUUGGAGUGGGGAGAUUUAGACGUGGAGCGCCUGGUGCGCGAGUUGUCCCGCGAGGGGCUCGGGGAGGCGCGCGUGGAGCCGGCGGCGGGCGGCGGGCGCGCCGUGCACCUGCCGCGCCACGACACGCUCGUGGUGGCCGAGCGCGGCAGCACGCACGUCUUCUGCGAGGCAAGGGCCCGCCCGCACGUCAGGCUCAAGCUGAGGAAGGCGCUCGCCGCCUGCUUGAAUCAUCUCUAA
Molecule: messenger RNA, 2229 nt
Organism: Cydia amplana
Lineage: Eukaryota; Metazoa; Arthropoda; Insecta; Lepidoptera; Tortricidae
Gene: IntS9
Product: integrator complex subunit 9
Exons: 10
Coding region: 286-2229 (647 amino acids)
Biological process (GO): snRNA 3'-end processing
Cellular component (GO): integrator complex
Source: RefSeq, a predicted model, not a curated record